Messenger RNA from Saxophila tyrrhenica, 1521 nucleotides. RefSeq lists its product as uncharacterized. Gene Ontology annotation, molecular function: metalloexopeptidase activity. The record is from RefSeq and is a predicted model, not a curated record. Gene Ontology annotation, biological process: proteolysis. NCBI's taxonomy places the organism in Eukaryota, Fungi, Ascomycota, Dothideomycetes, Mycosphaerellales, Extremaceae. The coding region runs from base 1 to 1521 and encodes 506 amino acids. The transcript has 2 exons.
AUGCGUUCUACUCUUACCACCUGCGCCCUGCUAUGCGCAGCAGCGGCCCCAGCAGUCUUCGCUGAAGAUGCCACCAAAAAGCUUCCGCCAGUGAAGGCAUUGGCUCUGCAGAAAGCCAUCAGCAAAAAAGCUCUCUCCACCAAGGCACACGAGCUCGAAGAUCUCGCCUACAGCACUCCGGGGCGCAACCGCGUGAUGGGCUCGGAAGGCCACAAUUCGACUGUCGCUUGGAUAACGGGGUAUCUCGAUGAGAUGAGCGACUUUUACACUUACGAAGUGCAACCCUUCAUUGCGCUUUACUCGGACGCCAACGGCACCGCAACAGCCGAUGGUGAUGAAUUGGAAGCCGAAGCUUUCGAGUACUCUCCAAGCGGUGACGUCGAGGCCGACAUUGUUGCAGUCGACAACCUGGGCUGCGAAGCGAGUGACUACCCGGAUGAAGUCGACGGCGCCAUUGCUUUGAUCUCCCGAGGCGAGUGCGAGUUUGGCCUGAAGACCGCUCUAGCAGGCGGCGCUGGAGCUGUCGCUGCCAUCAUCUACAACAAUGAGCAAGGCCUGAUCGGUGGUGGCACUCUUGGCCCACCUCCACGUCCAGAGGGAGAGUAUGUUCCUGUUGUCGGGGUUGCAAGGAGGACUGGUAACCAGAUCCUCAAUGCUUUGGAGGACGGGGCUGUCACUGGCACGGUGACCACUGUGAGCGAUAUCCAUAACGUCACUACAUACAACGUCAUCGCUGAGACCAUUUGCGGCGACCACGACAACGUCCUCACGCUGGGCGCCCACUCUGACUCCGUCAUUGAUGGACCUGGCCUCAACGACGACGGCAGCGGCACCAUUGGCAUUCUCGAAGCCGCUAUUCAGCUUUCCAGCUACAGCACCAACAACGCCGUGCGCUUCUGCUGGUGGAGCGGGGAAGAAUUCGGCCUGCUGGGCUCAACCCACUACGUCGAGACUCUGAACGAUACCGCCGGCGCCCUCGACAAGAUCAAGCUCUACCUCAACUUCGACAUGCUCGCAUCCCCCAACUACAUCUUCGCCACCUUCGACGGUGACGGCAGCACAUUCAACCUGACCGGCCCACCCGGCAGCGCCGAAGUCGAGACCUUCUAUCGCCAAUGGUUCAAACGCCGCGGCCUCAACAUCACAGCGACCGCCUUUGACGGCCGCAGCGAUUACCAAGCCUUCGCCGACAACGGCAUCCCCUGCGGCGGCCUCUUCGCCGGCGCCGACGAGACCAAGACGCCCAGGCUGUUCAAAAAAUUCGGCGGUGAGCAAGGCGAGACUUUGGAUCCGAACUACCACAGCGCGUUGGAUAAUUAUGACAACUUGAACUUUGACGCGUGGGUGCCGAUUGAGAAGGCGUUGGUGGCGAGUAUCGCGGAGUAUGCAACGAGCUUUGAUAGUCUGCCGUCGGCGAAGAAGGUUAGGGCGAGAGGAAUUGAGGAUGGGAAGCUGAUGAGGAGGGCGCUGGAGGAUAGGCCGUUUGUGAGAAGGGGGCACGCAAAGGUGUGGAAGGUGUGA